AUGUUUGAGGAACAGAGCCAAAGUAGCAGAGAGGAGUCAAAGUAUGGCCGGGCGAGUGUUUUGCCGGCAACCUCUGAGCCGGCUUGGGAGAUGGAAUUUGCGCCCGUGGGCGAGAAUCCUCCAACCGCGCCGCCAGACGAGAGUUACGACAUGAGCCGAAGGUCGAGCAGAGAUUUUGUUCAAGAUGGUGUCAGAGGUAUGGAGGCAAUAUCUCUAGCUUGGACGGGCUGGUCCCUUCUCGUUCCUUAUUGCAGCCUUCUUCUUACUGCAUUUGUUACAUCCCUUGAGGGUCAAGUCACCACCCCAUUGUUGUCAUUGAUGACAAAGCCCUUCCAGCAACACUCACUGCUAUCAACCACUUUUGUCGUGCGGGACAUCAUAUAUGUUGUUGCCAAACCUCCCAUAGCUAAGCUCGCCGAUGUGUUUGGCAGACUUGAAGCUUUCUGUCUGACUGUCGGCCUUCUCAUAAUCGGCUAUAUUCAACUGGCUGCCACGACAAGUGUCCAAGGUUUCGCGGCAGCACAGGUCUUCUACUCAGUGGGAUCCACUGGCCUUCUUCUGGUCCAGCAGAUAUUCAUCGCCGAUACGACUGACCUCCCCAACCGUGCACUAUUCUCAACCUUACCUGAUCUGCCCUACUUAGUGACGGUAUGGGUUGGCGACAUCAUCGGAGAUCAAAUAGUAGAUUCGUCUGGAUCUUGGCGAUGGGCAUUUGGGAUGUGGACGCUCAUUCUCCCUAUUGCCUUCAUUCCAUUGGCCUAUUCUCUGUUCGUCAAUGGAAGAAAAGCCAGUCAAAUGGGCCUUGGGCCUAGGACCUACACCACUCUUCAAGGCGGCCUAACAGGAGUUCCGCAGAACCUUUGGAGAGAUCUUGACAUAGGUGGCAUCAUCUUGCUGAGUUUGGGGUUAUCUCUCAUCCUCAUUCCAUGCUCGAUUGCUGGAUAUGUCUCGGGUGGCUGGGCAAAUGGAAACCUGGUCGCCAUGGUCACAAUGGGAGCCCUCUUCCUUGUCAUCUUCCCUUUUUGGGAGGCGAGCUCUCGCUUUGCGAGGAAGCGAGGAAUGGAGGGCAAAUUAGGCUCUUUUCUGGGUAGCCUCGCCCCCUAUCCACUCAUCCCUCUACGCCUACUCAAAUCAUCUACCUUCAGCGCUGGCUGCCUCCUUGCUGUUUUCUACUUUAUGGCCUUUUACCUUUCCGUCCAGCCGCAUCUAUAUUCCUACCUAAUUGUUGUGAGAAACUUUAGUGUUUCGGAUGCAAACUAUGUCUUAAAAAUAUUUUACGUCACGGCUACUGUUUCUUCAUUGAUCGUCUCAGUUUUCAUCAAAAUAUCAAACCGGUACAAGUGGUUUGUUACUGGAGGCUCUUGCGUCUACCUCCUCGGGAUCGGCCUCAUGAUCCAGCUCCGCGGCGAGCCUUCCCGAUCAGCCAUCGUUUCCUCGCAGAUCCUCAUUGGUAUCGGCGGAGGUAUGCUCAAUGUCCCUGCACAGCUCGGCGUGCAAGCAAGUGCCGGGCACCAAAACGUCGGCGUUGCCACGGCCAUCUUCCUCUCCCUCGUCAGUGUAGGCGGUGCCAUUGGCUCGGCGAUUAGCACUGCCCUCUGGGAGCGCUAUAUUCCGAGCAAGCUGCAGGACUACUUGCCUGACGAUGAAAAGAGGCGGGCGAGGAUCAUCUAUGAGGACUACAACGAAGCUCUUGGGUAUCCCAUGGGUUCGCCGGCCCGUGAUGCCAUAAUCCGCAGCUACCGGGAGAGCAUGACGGUUCUUCUUAUCAUGGCUGUUGUUAUCGCUGUCUUGGUAGUGGCUUGUUCGCUAUUCACGGAGGAUUUCAGUUUGAGCAUGGUCCAGCAAGGUGUAACAGGCAGGGUUGUGGGAGGCCAAGUUGAUGAGAAUCAAUGGAAGAAGGGUGAUAAACGGUCCUACCUUCGCAAGGCAUUAGAUUGGAUCGCAGGACGGCCGGCACCGGGUGUUUGA
Clonostachys rhizophaga is the source of this 1968-nucleotide messenger RNA. The record is from the annotation of a GenBank genome assembly. NCBI's taxonomy places the organism in Eukaryota, Fungi, Ascomycota, Sordariomycetes, Hypocreales, Bionectriaceae.